Molecule: messenger RNA, 621 nt
Organism: Phanerochaete carnosa HHB-10118-sp
Lineage: Eukaryota; Fungi; Basidiomycota; Agaricomycetes; Polyporales; Phanerochaetaceae
Product: glycoside hydrolase family 45 protein
Exons: 4
Coding region: 1-621 (206 amino acids)
Source: RefSeq, a predicted model, not a curated record
AUGGCUAGGCUCUCGACAUUCCUCUUGUUCGUCGCCGCUGCGACCCUCGCGAGCGCGUUGACCGUCUGUAAAAAGCGUGCAACUGGCGGGUAUGUCCAGCAGGCCACGGGUCAGGCGUCCUUCACGAUGUACUCGGGCUGCGGCUCUCCUGCCUGCGGCAAGUCUGCUUCAGGCUUCACCGCCGCGAUCAACCAGCUCGCGUUCGGCUCUGCGCCGGGCCUGGGUGCGGGCGACGCGUGCGGCCGCUGCUUUGCGCUGACGGGGAACCAAGACCCGUACUCUCCUAGCUUUACCGGACCGUUCGGACAGUCGAUUGUCGUGAAGGUCACCGACAUGUGUCCCGUGCAGGGCAACCAGGAAUUCUGCAGCCAAACGACAAGCAAUCCGACGAACGAGCACGCCAUGCCGUUCCACUUCGAUAUUUGCGAGGACACCGGAGGCGCGGCCCAGUUCUUCCCCUCGGGACACGGCGCACUUACGGGCACGUUCACCGAGGUGUCGUGCUCAGAGUGGUCGGGCUCCGACGGCAGUCAGCUCUGGGACGGCGCAUGCCUCUCUGGCGAGUCCGCGCCGAACUGGCCCUCGACUGGAUGCGGAAACCAGGGAACCGCUCCCUCGUGA